AUGCAAUUAUUUCUUUCUACUACUAAUAUAGUUGUUGAUUCAUUUGAUGAGGAGGUAACUAUUAUUGGCCAGAAUCAACAAAUGGAAAACAAUAUUGGAAAUUACUUAAACACCCUUUUGGUAGAAGAAUAUGAUGCUAAUAAUAGUAACAACAAUCAUAGUACUUAUACUACUAUUUCUACUACUUCAACUCAUCAUGAUCAAAAUUCUUUUGACCAUUAUUAUUCCAACAUGAAUAAUAAUAAUAAUAAUAUUCAGUUUCCUUGUUUUCCAACACAAACAACAGAUCUCCUUAACCUUUUCCAUUUUCCAACAAGUCCUAAGAACUCUUCUAUCUCCUUUGAAAACCACAACAACAUAAUAACAUGUCUUCCAAACCCUAGUAGCAGUAGUAGCAACAUCAUUGUGGGACAAGAAAGUUCAAAUUUUUCCAAUGUUUUCAAUGACCCAUUAUUGCAUUUGAACCUUCAAGCACCUCCUCUGCCUCAUCAAUCAUCAUCAAUGAGGGAGUUGUUUCAUCAUCAUGGCUACUACAACAUGGUACCAACAACAACAACAACAACAUCAAGAAGUGAUUUUUUGUUUGGAUUAGGGGAAAAUAACAACAACAACAAUAAUAAUAAUGACAUUAUUGUUGAAUUAGAAAAUGGUGGUUAUGGGAGAGAUGUUCUUGAAAAUGGGGUGCUAGAAGAGUUCACUAAUCAUCAUCAAGAAGUGGCUAAUAAGAAGAGAGGAGGAAAAAGGAGCAAUAACAACAAUAAUAAGCAAUUUAGUAGUACUAACACUGAGAGACAAAGGAGAGUGGAUUUGGGUGGCAAAUUUGAUGCUUUGAAAGAACUCAUACCAAGCUCCACCAAGAAUGAUAGAGCAUCAGUGGUAGGAGAUGCUAUUGACUACAUCAAAGAGCUUCUAAGAACAGUGAAUGAACUCAAAUCAUUGGUGGAGAAAAAGAGGUAUGAAAAACAAAGGGUGAAGAAGAAGCUCAAAAUUGAAGAUGAAGAAGAAGAAAAAGAAGAUGAUGAGAAUAAUUCAUCAUCAUAUAGUGAGAGCCUAACAAGGAGUUCUUGGAUACAAAGAAAAUCAAAAGAAAGUGAGGUUGAUGUGAGAAUCAUUGACAAUGAGGUAACAAUAAAGAUUGUUCAAAGGAAGAGGGUCAAUGACAAUAAUUGCAUAUUAGUUUAUGCUUCAAAGGUUCUUGAUGAACUUAAACUUGAUCUUCAACAUGUUGGUGGUGGCCACAUUGGUGAUUUCUGCAGCUUUCUCUUCAAUAGCAAGAUAUGUGAAGGUUCAUCGGUAUAUGCUAGUGCCAUAGCUAACAAGCUUAUUGAGGUCAUGGACAGAAGUUUGUCACCAAUAUGA
Messenger RNA from Arachis stenosperma, 1359 nucleotides. RefSeq names its product transcription factor bHLH10-like. The coding region runs from base 1 to 1359 and encodes 452 amino acids. The record is from RefSeq and is a predicted model, not a curated record. The transcript has 3 exons. Gene Ontology annotation, biological process: anther wall tapetum development; regulation of DNA-templated transcription. NCBI's taxonomy places the organism in Eukaryota, Viridiplantae, Streptophyta, Magnoliopsida, Fabales, Fabaceae. Gene Ontology annotation, molecular function: protein dimerization activity.